AUGAUCACUAAAUACUUCUCGAAGGUCGUCGUAAAAUUCAAUCCAUUUUCUAAAGAAGCCAAAACAGCUAGACUCUUGCUCAGUUCGAUUCCACCAGCUCAGAGACAGCUAGGUACUCAGAUACAAAAUGAAGUUCUAACUAAUGCCUCCAACAAAGCACCUGUGAUUAAGGUAACAUUUAAGGACAAGAAAACUAUGGAGGUAGAUCCAACAAAAUACACCUUCCAAGAAUUAGCAAAUUAUUUUGAUACGCAUUCCAGACAGUUAAGUUUGAAAGAAACCAUCGAAAAUAGUUAG
Zygosaccharomyces rouxii is the source of this 297-nucleotide messenger RNA. RefSeq names its product mitochondrial 54S ribosomal protein mL53 (gene MRPL44). Gene Ontology annotation, molecular function: structural constituent of ribosome. NCBI's taxonomy places the organism in Eukaryota, Fungi, Ascomycota, Saccharomycetes, Saccharomycetales, Saccharomycetaceae. The transcript has 2 exons. Bases 1 to 297 code for a protein of 98 amino acids. Gene Ontology annotation, cellular component: mitochondrial large ribosomal subunit. The record is from RefSeq and is a predicted model, not a curated record.